Molecule: messenger RNA, 1655 nt
Organism: Lineus longissimus
Lineage: Eukaryota; Metazoa; Nemertea; Pilidiophora; Heteronemertea; Lineidae
Product: proliferating cell nuclear antigen-like
Exons: 6
Coding region: 200-1030 (276 amino acids)
Biological process (GO): translesion synthesis; mismatch repair; regulation of DNA replication
Cellular component (GO): PCNA complex
Molecular function (GO): DNA polymerase processivity factor activity; DNA binding
Source: RefSeq, a predicted model, not a curated record
AAAACUGGCGCUAUUGCGACUCAAUUGGCGGGAAAGCAGCUGACAACAGCAGAAAAUUACGAGUGCCGAUUUCUCUUGUUUAUCUAUCAUCAUCCUCCUUCACGAACCCGAUAUAUUCAUCCGAAUUAAUCAGUCAGAUUCUGUGAUAAAUAUUCUUUGUCUGUGUUUAUUGAUUUCUCGCUGACAUUCACCUGCAAACAUGUUUGAGGCAAAAUUAGAGAAUGGAAGUAUGUGGAGGAAAAUUGUUGAGGCAGUCAACAAAGACAUUAUAGAAAAUGCCAUAUUUGACUGUAGUUCCAAUGGAAUCAAACUCCAGGGUAUGGAUAGUUCGCAUAUCUGCUUAGUGCACCUUGAACUCCACAAAGAGGGUUUUGCAGACAACAGCUACAGAUGUGAUAGAAAUAUUGCCCUCGGCGUAAAAGUUGAGAAUUUAUUAAAACUUCUGAAAUGUGCCGGAGCAAACGACGCCAUCACAUUCAGAGCAGACGAAAAUGGUGGCGACACGUUGAUGUUGAUAUUCGAAUCUCCUUCACCAAAUGACGAUGACAAGUCAGUUAUUACCAAAAUUUCCAAGUAUGAGAUGAAAUUGAUCGAUUUGGAUCAGGAACAUUUAGGGAUUCCAGAUCAAGACUACAGCUGUACGGUGAAAAUGCCAUCAGGCGAGUUUGGACGAAUCUGCAGAGAUCUGUCACAAAUUGGGGACACCGUCAUCGUCACAUGUGCCAAGGAUGGAAUCACAUUUUCGUGCAGUGGAGACCUUGGAACAGGACAAGUCACCCUCCAGCAGACGGCCAAUAUGGAUGUAAAGGAGAAAGACGCAGUUGAAAUUGUCAUGAAGGAGGCCGUCAACCUCAACUUCUCCCUGCGCUUCCUCACCAUGUUUUCCAAGGCUGCUCCACUCUCAUCUCGCGUGAAGCUCAAUUUGGCCCCAGCUAUUCCUUUGGUUGCUGAAUACGAAAUCGAGGAUAUCGAACACCUUGGCAAGAUCCGAUACUACCUGGCGCCCAAAUUGGAUGAUGAAGAAUCUUAAACACUUCGUGAAUAUAUCUCUGGACUAUAAAGAAUUAAUGAAAGAAUAUCAGCAACAAAUUCAUUGUUCUGUAAUGGAUUGGACUGGACUGUUCAUGUUGUGUGUACAACGUGAACCUGUUCCUUGUUUCUGUCAGACAUGGGCACCAUUGACUUGUUAGGAUAUUGAAUCUGACACCAACAUUCUUAUCACUUCAACAAAUAUUUGUUCCUGUACAGCUGCAAGUCGCAGUGUGCUCUUCGAUGCACACCCAGAUCUGAUGUUGAUUGUAUGAUCUUGCAUUUAUGUGCUUCAAGCAGUACCAUACGUAGCUUCAAUUUCUGAUAUCAUUUCAAUUGUAUAAGGAAAAGCUAGUAAAUGGUAUGUAAAUAUAUGUUGUACUUAAUUGUAUAAGUUUGAGAGUAGUAUCUCUGUUGUGAAUCCCAACGCUUUGUUGUUGUGAACUGAUAAAUAUAUCAACCUCCGCAAGGAACAGACCUGCGAAAUAACGUUAAAAGCCUGGCAACUGAAACAGGGGAUAAGUAAUCUGCAAUAUUACACAAAAUAAUGACAUUUAGAAUGGCUCUAUCUACAUUUGUAAAGUAUGAUGUUUUGUUUCUCUGAAAUAAAGUUUUUCGAGAUUGGA